This is a messenger RNA of Ilex paraguariensis (yerba mate), 801 nucleotides long. The record is from the annotation of a GenBank genome assembly. Lineage: Eukaryota; Viridiplantae; Streptophyta; Magnoliopsida; Aquifoliales; Aquifoliaceae.
AUGGAACUAACACAUACUGUUCCAAGGUCCAAAAUUUAUUUCCCAAAUUUAAGGACAUCAACUAGAACCCAGAUCAUUUCAUCUUCUUGCAACCAUUUCUCACCUCCCCAAAUUUCACUAUCUUCUUCCUCUCCCAACCCAGCCACACCUAAAGCCCAUCCAAAUUCCCUCAACAGAACCACCACCACCACCAACCCACAUGAGCAGAGUGGUACUGACAUUGAAUCCACCACACCCACCAUGUCUGAAAUCAUGGACUCAUCAAAAGCUCAAAACCUUCACCUUCAGCUCCAAACACUAGGACCCUUUUUCAGAAUCAUAGCCAAAAGCUUGGAAACCCAGAGAGAGCUUGGCAGGGCUGAGGGACUGAUAAGGGUUUGGUUAGGGGGGAAGAUUCUUCACUUGGACUCUAUCAGAUUGAGGAGAGAGACAUUGGGGAUGGAGAAAUCGAUCUUUGGCAUUGGUGUUUUCAUUGGAGCCGUGGCUAUACGACAUGGAUAUGAUUGUGGUUGUAGGACAGCUGAGUUACUCGCCAUCAAUGACGCUAAUCUUUACCAUUCCAAGAUCCAUUUUGUCACUUCCAAUGCGAUGGAGAUGUAUCUUGCCCUAAUACGUUCUUUUGUUUCUCAGCUUGUCAGGUUUUACACAAGAAUUGGGUUCAAGGUUGUGCAUGAGGUAACUGGUUCCUCAGUUGGAGACCUUGCCCACAUGUUAGUCUGGGGAGGUAUCGGGACUCGAAUGGAUGCUGAUGUCGAAGAGCUUCUAGUAAAAUGGUGUCGCAGGUUUAAAUCUCGGAGUUGA